Dendrobium catenatum is the source of this 1483-nucleotide messenger RNA. RefSeq names its product protein DNA-DAMAGE INDUCIBLE 1. The coding region runs from base 152 to 1468 and encodes 438 amino acids. NCBI's taxonomy places the organism in Eukaryota, Viridiplantae, Streptophyta, Magnoliopsida, Asparagales, Orchidaceae. Gene Ontology annotation, biological process: proteolysis. The record is from RefSeq and is a predicted model, not a curated record. Gene Ontology annotation, molecular function: protein binding; aspartic-type endopeptidase activity. The transcript has 15 exons.
CCCAACCCGAAAAAUAUUGACCAUCAUGAGAUGGCACUGUUCGCUUCUUUAUCUUCCCCGGGAAUCCAAAGUGUUUCUCCGAACGCUUAUAAUAAUCGAUAAGACCAAACUCCGCACGGAAUAAUUUCUCCCGUUGGAGGAGGUGAUCACGAUGAAGAUUACUGUCAUGACUGCGGACGAGCAAUUCAUCACUCUCGACGUCGACCAAGAUGAGUCAGUUGAGAAUGUGAAGGCACUUCUUGAGGUGGAGACCAGUGUCACUCUCCAUCAGCAGCAGCUCUAUUUCAAUGGAAAGGAGAUUCGUAACUCGGAUCGCUUAGGUUCUGUUGGUGUUAGAGAAGGAGAUCUUAUUAUGAUGCUUUUGCCGAAUGCCGGGCCAUCUUCCAAUGAACUCAGAAUAAAUCCAGAUGGUUCUGCUUCAGAUCCUGCUUCAUUCCAGCGACGCAUUCAGCGUGACUCCGAGUUGAUGGGCCAAUUACUGCAGAAUGAUCCAGAACUUGCUCAAGCUAUACAAGGAAGUGACCUUGAUAAUCUGCAAAGAAUAUUAAGAGAGCGUCAUCAGCAAAAAUUGCUGCUACGGAAUAAACAAGAAGAAGAGCUUGCUCUGAUGUAUGCUGAUCCUUUUGAUGUUGAGUCACAAAGAAAAAUUGAGGCAGCUAUACGUCAGAGAGGCAUUGAUGAGAAUAUGGAGGCUGCAUUAGAGCAUAAUCCUGAAGCAUUUGCUCGUGUUGUUAUGCUAUAUGUGGAUAUGGAAGUCAAUGGUGUACCUUUAAAGGCAUUUGUUGAUAGUGGGGCACAGUCUACAAUAAUAUCCAAAGGCUGUGCUGAGCGUUGUGGGUUGUUAAGACUCUUGGAUCAGCGGUACAGGGGAGUUGCGGUUGGGGUUGGCCAAUCAGAAAUUCUUGGCCGCAUACAUGUUGCUCCAAUCAAGAUUGGUCAUUUGUUUUUCCCGUGUUCAUUCACUGUGUUGGAUGCUCCCAACAUGGAGUUUCUGUUUGGUCUUGACAUGCUAAGAAAGCAUCAGUGUAUAAUUGAUCUGAAGGAGAAUGUCUUAAGACUGGGUGGUGGAGAGGUUUCUGUGCCAUUCCUACAAGAGAAAGAUAUCCCUUCACAUAUUCUUGAUGAAGAAAGACUGAAACAGGCUUCUCUUGGGAUGGGAAUUAAUCCAGGAACAUCCGAGGUUCGAGAAAACACUGCUGGUGUAUCUACAAGAACCGGAAGUUCUGGCACACCACAAACUAGUCGUGCUCUGGUAAAUUCUCCACCUAUUAUAUUCUGGUUUAGCUUAGAUUUUAAUCAAUUUUGCAUAAUGAUUUUCUUUGAAUCUAGUUAUGAUUAUUUUCUUGACUGUUCAUCAUGGAUGGAACAUGUAUUUAACUAUUUCAAUGCAAAUUCAUGCAUGGAUCAUCCUUUUCAUAUCUUGCUUAGCUUUAUUUUUUCAGGGGAUCCUACCCGAACUUUGUAUUAAAUCAGUCCGACUUAC